Molecule: messenger RNA, 954 nt
Organism: Cadophora gregata
Lineage: Eukaryota; Fungi; Ascomycota; Leotiomycetes; Helotiales; Ploettnerulaceae
Exons: 2
Coding region: 1-954 (317 amino acids)
Source: RefSeq, a predicted model, not a curated record
AUGGGGCAGAUUUCCUCUUCUACUUACGACGUUCGUCGCAGAAAAGGUCGACCAACACCUGUCAUUACCAUCCCGGCGAGGAAAAGAAGGGCGGCAUCGUCGGAGAUCCUCAAUUCCAAAUUUAUUCGAACAAGCCAAGAACAUGAAUCUGAACCGAGAGAUUCUACCACUAAGAUUACAGAGUGCUACUUUGACAGGCUGCCUGCAGAACUCUGUAGAACGAUUUUCGAGUUUAUUCUGAUCGAAAGUUGGAAUGGAACGACUCCAGUACUCAUCAAGGCUUUGAGACCACACGAACGCCUUUAUUCUGAGUGUAUGUACGUUUGGCACCAACAGAAGCACACGUACACUCUUCAUGCGAAGAACAAUUGGAGCUUCUUAGACAUGUCGAAAGAGGCUAUCAGCACAACAACAGAUGUUGUGAUUAUCAUUGAUGAAAAUAUUGCUCUUCAUCCGCUUCUCAGGUGGUCCGACUUGAAAGUCACCAAGAAACGGUUCUCGAUGUCAGUUCAUGACCUAAACAUAACCGGAGCUCGUGCAACGGCGGUCACGUCUGUCACGCUCGAUUGUCGUCCGACCACCGAAAAUCUAUACUAUUGGUACCCUUCCAAGUUCAGCCUGUUCUUCUCAGGAUUCAAGCGCCUCAAAUACGCUGCAACAACCUGUCCCGAACAGCCUCAUUUAGCUUUCCACCCUGAUCCGAGGAUUAAAGUCGCCUUUGUCGACCCUGAUUCACAGGAGAGGAGUAUGGAGAGGGGUAUCAAAGAAGCAAAUGAGAUUUUAGCAGUAGUGGCGAGGUAUGAUCGCGUGUACGCUGAUAUAUAUGAUCAUGGAGGUCGUAGGGCUCAUCGUAAGUGUGAGGAUCGAGAGAAAUGGGUUUGGGUUGCUGAAGAGGGGAAAUUCCUGGGGGAGGUCGAUAUACCUCCAGGGUUGAGAAUGGAUCGAUUCCAGUAG